Molecule: messenger RNA, 3842 nt
Organism: Salvia splendens (bonfire salvia)
Lineage: Eukaryota; Viridiplantae; Streptophyta; Magnoliopsida; Lamiales; Lamiaceae
Product: protein FAM135B
Exons: 15
Coding region: 966-3425 (819 amino acids)
Biological process (GO): lipid metabolic process
Source: RefSeq, a predicted model, not a curated record
UCAUUUAUUUAAAGUUUGUUAUUGAGAUCAGCGGAUUCAACUGCCAAUGCCUCGAAAUGUUUUUCUAAUUGCUUGUUUCAUUUGUUUUGAAUUCAAUUUCACCUCUAAUUGCUGUUUCUAUCAAUCUAAUAUCUUGUUGUUUGUAGCAAUUUGGAUAUGUUGAGUUGUAUUUGAGUGUGAGUUUAAUUAUAUGAGUUUUUUUUUGGUAGUGAGACUGAACUGUAAUCAAGUUUUAGUAGUAUCCGAAUGCAGUAAGUUCUGGACUUGUUAUUGGGGUUUGUUAACAAUUUGACGUUUGCAAAAGUUUUGAUCUUGUUUGAUCCUUUUUGCUUACAUAUAGUCAUAUAGAUUAAUGCUGGAAUUUUGUUGUAGCUACUGAUGCUGCUUGCUGUGGGAGGAUUUGAUGUAUUGAGUUCUUUUAUAACCCAUUGAUUUUUAAAUUUUGAUUGGUAGUGAGUGAAUUGUUGACUGACUGAUGACUGAGUAUCAGUUCUAGAAGACAAAAAUUAAGUGCUUUAAGAAGAUGUUUUAAGUAAUUAUAAUAUAGAGACCGAUUGGUCAAUCAAUUCACAAAAAAAUAUUUAAGGUUCUAUCAAUAGUUUCGCAGAUAACUCAGUUGCCAAGGAGAAAUGUAUAUCCUUGUACGAUGUGCAUAGUAACAGGCUUAGAAAACUUGCGCGUCGAGUGUCUUGUCUCUGCUCUGUAAUUCUCACAAUUCUAGUAUUCUCAAGUCUCCAUUUUAUGUAAUAUUAGUGAUGAGGUAUUUAUAUCAUAGUGCAGAAGAUCUCUGGUGAAGGGGCUGCUUUUUAGAGACACUUAUAUAGUUGGGGGAAAUGUUUUCAAUAUCCUUUUUCCGCCAUGAAGCUUCCUUGCUUAUGCAAUAAAGAAUCUAAACCAAUAAAGAAUUGUCUUUUGAUUUGAGGAAUUGGAGGGAUGCUAAAUUCUACCUGGGAAGUAUAUCAUAAAUGUCAGUUUUACUUCAGCAUCUCAAAUGGAUGAUCAAUGGGUUCAAUAAAUCAUCAUCGAUGGGUCCUAGGAGGUUGAAGGGACCUGAUGCCAAGCCCUUACAUCAGCCAAAAUUUGUUCAGCCUCACAAGUCUCCAUUGAAUGCUAUCAAUCUCAAACAUGAUAGUGAAACAUUUAAAUUGCCUAUUUUAGGGGCUAUACAUGAGAUUUCAAUAUACAUCCAUCGAUUUCACAACCUCGACUUGUUUCAGCAAGGAUGGUAUCAACUUAAGAUUACGAUUAGGUGGGAGAAUGAUGAUUCUGGAUCCUUUGGAACGCCAGCAAGAGUUGUUCAAUAUGAAGCACCUGAUUUGGGUUCUGAUGAUAUAUAUGGUGUCUGGAGAAUUGAUGACACUGACCAUAGCUUUUCAACACAACCUUUCCGCAUCAGAUAUGCAAGACAGGAUAUACUUUUGGCCAUGAUGGUCUCUUUCAACUUAUCUCUCAGCAAACUUGAGGAUCCUUCGACCUCUGCUGUUAUUGUGAAAUUUGAGCUGUUGUAUGCUCCUGUUUUGGAGAACAGGUAUAAUGUUGAUGCUUGCUUGGAUACAUCCCCUGCUGCAGUCCAUGAAUUCCGACUCCCCCCUAAAGCACUUUUAGGGUUGCAUGCCUACUGUCCGGUUCAUUUUGAUGCAUUUCACGCUGUAUUAGUUGAUACAAGUGUACAUGCUAGCCUGCUGAAAAGUGAGGUUCACACUUCCUCUCUGAAGGUACCCAGUGAUCCUAUAUCUGACAAACAUGACCUUGCUGUGGAGCACAAUAAAAUAAAGCAAGUUAUACUCUUCAAAGCAUUAUCAAGUGCUCACGACGUACUUCUAGAAGAGCUACAAAAGCUCAGCAAGGCUAUUGAUGUACCGAUUGAAAUGGAAGAAAUUUCUUCUAGCAUAUUUUUUGGUACCACUCAAAGAUCUGAUCAGGACUUGUCAGAUGCUGAAAUUCCAGUGCAUGUUUCAAGCAAACCCCUUGAAGUUUCACAGAAACACAAUGGUAAAGCUGAUUUUCUUCCUGAUGAUUUUCUCUAUUCGCUCUCUGAAGAGAAGCUGGUCAAGUCACUCGAUUUGAUAGGCAAUCAAGUGAAUUACUUGUGGAGCACAUUUUUAAACUUCCACAGGGCUAACGCAAAGAAGAUUCUUGAAUAUCUUUGCAACCAGUGGGCCGUUGAUCGUAAAGCUGAAUGGUCCAUCUGGAUGGUUUACACUAAGGCUGAGAUUCCUCAUCAGUAUAUAAGCAGUGUAGUGGAUGAUACCGCCAUUCGUGGUUUACGUGGUCGAGGAUCCUCUGUACGAAACUUAGCUUGCGAUCCUGCUCAGACUGCUGCUAUGAGGGCGGAGCUUCAUAGGCGUAGUAUUGCACAAAUGAGGAUCAAUAAUCGUUCUAUUCAAGACUUGCAUGUAUUUGGAGACCCAUCACGCAUCCCCAUUGUAAUUGUAGAGCGAGUUGUCAAUGCACCUGUUCGUUCAACCACCGGAAAUUUCUAUUUCAAUCAGCUGGACCAGAAAUAUACAAACGGCUUGGUUGCUGGAGUUGACUCUAUCCCUCCAAACAAGCUAUCUGGCCCCACUCAUCAAACUGGUCGUGUCCUGAAGAUUGUAGUUUUUGUCCAUGGAUUCCAGGGCCAUCAUCUGGACUUGCGUCUUGUCCGAAACCAAUGGCUUCUGAUAGAACCAAAGGCAGAAGUUCUUAUGUCAGAAGUUAACGAAGAUAAAACAUCUGGAGACUUUAGAGAAAUGGGUCAGAGGCUAGCACAAGAAGUCGUGUCAUUCGUGAAAAAGAAAAUGGAUAAGGCGUCUAGAUCUGGGGUCCUGAGAACAAUCAAACUUAGCUUCGUUGGACAUUCCAUUGGAAAUAUCAUUAUAAGAACUGCACUCACAGAGACAAUUAUGGAACCGUAUCUGAGAUUCCUGCACACAUACGUCUCGGUAUCUGGCCCACAUCUUGGUUACCUUUACAGUUCGAACUCGUUAUUCAAUGGGGGUUUGUGGCUCUUGAAGAAGCUCAAAGGCACACAGUGCAUUCAUCAGCUGACUUUCACAGAUGAUCCUGAUCUGCAAAAUACUUUCUUAUACAAACUGUGCAAGGAAAAAACGUUGGAGCAUUUCAAAAACAUUAUUCUGUUAUCUUCACCUCAGGAUGGCUAUGUUCCAUAUCAUUCCGCAAGAAUCGAAAUGUGCCCUGCAUCUUCAGGAGACUACUCGAAGAAGGGCAAACUUUUCCUCGAGAUGCUAAACGAAUACCUGGACCAGAUCCGAGCACCUUCCUCCGAGCACCGCGUGUUGCUGCGUUGUGAUGUCAAUUUCGACAUCUCCUUACAAAGAAGAAACUUGAACACCUUGAUUGGACGUGCUGCUCACAUCAAGUUCUUGGAGACGGACAUCUUUGCCAAAUUCAUAAUGUGGUCUUUCCCGGAACUGUUCCGUUGAUUUGCUGCCGGGCAUAUCUCCUCCUGAAUGCAGAGUCUCGGGGUGCCUGAGCUGUAUUCAGCGCCAUCCGACCUCCAUUUUUUUACAAGAGGGUCCAAGUGUCACCGGCUCUUGGGGAUGAUGGCGUGGUGUGGAAGCCCGGCGGCGACGACGUUGCCCUCCAUGCUUGUCAUUGGCGGGUAGCAGUGUAUAUUAGUUUUAAGUAGAGACCCCUCAGAGAUGUCUCUUACUAUUAAUUUAGCAUGGUUAAUUAAAACAGUUUGUUUAGAGGUAAUUUAAAGCCUGCUAAUUGUAUUAUAGACUUAGAUAAUAGUACUGAUAAUUGAUGAUAUAGUUAAUGUAAAGCUCCGUUGCAGAUGUGACCAUUAUCUGUAUUAUAACUACAUUAUUGCUUGGUAGAUGGUGAUUUUUUGCAAA